UGAUGUUCUCCGAGAGGGAGGGAGAGACGGAUCUAUUCCUUAUAACUUGUAGCAGCGUGAGGUCCUGGCAGGCUUUGGGGGUGGUGGUGACGAAAUGCGGGGAAGAUGGGAGUCGCUUCUUUGCCCAAGGAGACUUGGGCAGGGUUUCAGCUGUUGGGUUUCUGUGGUGCUUCUCGUUUUUGUGCCACGUUUGUGGGAAGGAGAACCUCUGGAGGAUUUUAUUAUCUUGGAUUUUGAAGUUUUAUGGAUAAAGCUUAAUACAGGUGGUUUCUUCAGGACAUUACAUUACAAAACUCCUUAUCCAGUGUUACCUUCGCCCAGCAGUAUACUGGAAAACAGAUGAAGAUGUUCAACACUUGCUUCCUUUUGUACUAUUGGACUAUCAUCUUACUAGCAGCUUUGGCAACUGCUGAAAGUUUCACUAACAGAACUUUAAACCACACUAACAUGUUUGUCGGAUCUGUGCCUGUCAUCACCUCCAGAAUUGAUCAUGUGAUAGUCAAAGAAGGUUACAGUGCUUUGAUUGAUUGCAACAUUCAAGGAAAUCCAGGGCCAGAAUACAAGUGGUACAACUCUAAUGGCCAUUUGGUGAAAGACAAUGGGGACAGAGGGAAAUGGAUUCUUGACAACGGGCAACUAAACAUUACUAGUGUGUCAUUUGAGGAUCGAGGAAAAUAUACAUGUGUUGCUUCUAACAUAUAUGGCCAAGUGAACAAUACAGUCACUCUUAGGGUUGUUUUCACCUCUGGAGAUAUGGGGGUCUACUAUAUGAUUGUAUGCCUUGUAGCAUUUACCAUUGUUUUGAUAUUAAACAUUACUAGGCUAUGCAUGAUGAGCAGCCACCUGAAAAAGACUGAGAAAGCAAUCAAUGACUUCUUUCGGACAGAAGGUGCCGAAAAACUGCAGAAGGCUUUUGAGAUCGCGAAACGUAUCCCUAUCAUCACUUCAGCAAAAACACUUGAGCUUGCUAAAGUAACACAGUUCAAGACCAUGGAGUUCGCCCGCUACAUUGAGGAACUAGCAAGGAGUGUCCCACUGCCACCACUUAUCAUGAAUUGCAGAACAAUCAUGGAAGAAAUCAUGGAGGUGGUGGGGCUAGAGGAGCAGGGCCACAAUUUUGUAAGGCAGUCAGCGGAAGGACAGGAGACCACUGAGACCGAGGAGAUGUACAUGAUCCGCAAUCCCUUAAAGCGUAGCAACUCUAUCACGGCUGAUUCAGAUGCAUCUUCUUUGCAUGAACCGCCACUCAAGAUUGCAAUUAAAGUAUCUGUUCACCAGUUAACAAAAAAGGACUGUAUUGAUGACCAGUCACAAGAGAGUGUGCAAUUAGAAAUUAAAGAAGAGAGGGAAGAGGAGAACGAAGAGGUUGCCCAAGCACCAACACAGCCUUCUAACCAAGUCUUGGAGCCUUCUGGUCCAGUUUUGGAGCCUUCUGCUGGACUCAGCCCUACUGAUCCAGAUCUGAGAAAUGAGAAGAACACAUGCACUAUUUAUGAAAGCCAUUUAUGACUGUUUCUGCUCAAACCUAUGCAUAGCAAGAAAUUAGCUGGAGCAUUCUUUUUUUUUUCGGGGGGAAGAGUUUUAUUUGCCAGUAAGCCUUACCUGAAGACUAUCACAGCAGACGCAUGUAUGUGGAUUUCUUGGCACUUUAUUGCUCAUUUAUAAAACUUACAUUUAGCCAGCAGAUUUGACAAAAUAAUUGCUGUUACACUAAUAUUUAAUUGUUGUUUUAGGUUCAGAACACUCUUUUUUUAUGCUCACGAAAAGUUUACCUCGAUAAUUAGUUAGUCAGUCCUGCUUGCAGUGGGUACUGAGAAUUGGUGUGUAGAGUGCUUAGAAAUAGGACUUCUAAGCUUUGAUUUGGAAGAGUUCUGACUUCAGAGCAGGGCUGCUGAAGUCAACAAAACUAUUGACUGUGAUUGGGAGACAGCUCACUUUCAUAAACUGAGGAAUCAAGCUAUUUUCUCAAUUUUCAUUGUCCCUUGCAAAUUCUUGUGACUCUGCUUCCAUGAUUAGGAAAAACUGUUGAAGAGGGAAUGUUUUCCUAGCCAGAGCAAGGUCUUUUUUUCCCCCAACUGCCUGUACUGGAGUGUAGUAAAGAAAGCCAAAUGCUUUUAUUUCAUUUGAAGACACACACUUUGUAUUCAUUGCACUGAUGUGGGAGAAAGCCCAUCCUCCUCUUUUUUUUUAUUUUCUGUCCCAUUUUGAAAGAAGGAAACUUGGCAAAUAUUCCUUCUCAGAGAGGGUGCACAGUCCUCUUUUGUUGCAAAGGGGUGAUUUGGCAUGAGCCAGAAAGCUGCAUAUGAACAAUAGCUGCAUUCUGAAACACAGCUACCCCCAAACCGUUUGCCAGCUGUGAUGGGAACAAGCAAAGGAGGAUGAGAACUCCUUGUAUAGGAAAGCAAACUGUCUGGAAGUGAAGCUUCUCAAGUUCCCUCAUGACAAAUGAGAGCUGCAAACAUCUUCUCUUGCCCAAAGUUUGGAGAAGUGAUGUUUUGGACUACAAGUCCCAGCAUUUUCCAGCCUUCACCACCAGUACUGUCUGUGACCCUGUUGGUUUGGGAGAAUUCUGGAAGUUAUAAUUCAAAAAUAUACUCUUCCAAACUCUGGCUCUUCAGAGGGGCAAGAAACCUAUCUGUCUUUGUCUCUGGUUACGCCACCCCCUCUGUGCAAAGGCUUUUAUUAAUGAGAUGGGAAUUCAGGAAACCAUGUGGGUUUUUUUUACUAUUCAUAUGGAAACAGCACUUAAAAUCUACAGUUGGGGAACUGGAGGACAGAAUUACUUAUCUAGACGUGUUUUCAUGGAGUUAAGCCAUUUUGUUGUCUGUGAAGUCAGUGGAUCUGACUGUACAGUACUAGCAUUACAGGUGGACUGAGACUUGAAGACUUCUGGAGACAGAAUAACUUAAUUACUUAAAUGGAUAUGAGAAAUGGCCAUUUCAGUCACUCAGAAAGGAAUAAAGUGGCAACUUAGAAUCACCUUGGACCCUUUAAAUAGAAAUUGUGAUCUUUGGGAUGGUAAUUCCUAACUUGCAUUUUAAUUUUAUGGCCUAGAUCAGGAAUGCUCUAAACCAAAAUGCAGACAGACCUUUUAUUGUCUUUGCAUUGGUGACUUGAUUGUUACUGGGAGCAACGUGUCAUUUGAGAAGUCUUAAUUGCAGCAGUAAAACUGCCUGCAAAUGUGAUACGUUAUUGGCAUGUGUAAAAUGGCCUGAACAAUGUUUCAUGGAGCCCUUUUACUGGAUUAGCUACAUGAUAAAGAGGAUAGGAUUCCUAAACAUUUUGAAGCUGUGUGCAAAACAGAAUUUCAACAGGUGUAACUUAUAUCGCAACCAAUACCUCCUGAAAUUUUCAAUUAUGCACAACUAUUAAAGCAAGGGUAUGUUAUGUUAUGAGGCUGCAGUUCCCAUCAGGCCUAGCCAGAAUAGCUAAUGGCAAAGGAUGCUGGGAUUGGCAGUCCCACAGCAUCUGGAAGCUGCAUUUUGCCAGAAGAAGCAUAUAGCCCUGUCUCUUUUUUUUAUGCAUCCAUUCUAACUUCCAUACAAACUGUGGUUUCACAUGCAAUGACAACCAUGGCAUCAGCAUAACACAAGUACAGAUGCUUAGCAUCUACAUGGUAUGAACACUGGAGCAGAGCCAUAGCUAGCAAUUUUUGCACCUGAGGUAACAGCACUCUCUUCCCCCCCCCCAUUCCCCCAGCACCCUGCCAUCAGGCAUGGACAUGAAAACCACCACCACCACCCAUGAAAAAGAGAGAAGAGAAUGUGGCUCCUUCCCCCUCCACACAAAAAAAGAGGAAAAGUCCAUGUUUUCAGAAAAAUAAAAAUAAGGCUAAGAAGUAUUGUUUAUUUUUCCAACAUUCACUGGUAUUUUUGCCUCUAGAUUUCUGGCACCUUUUAAAUUUUGAUGCUGUGGGGCAAAGCCCGAAUUUCUGCAUCUUAGUUACAGUCCUGGUUAGGAAAAGCUUACGUCUUCAAGAGUGAAAUUACCUUCUUUUCCUCAUUUUUUUUUCAGAGUUUGGAAAAUGUCUCUGUUUGGAACUAUAGCUCCUAGAAACUUCUAGCCACCAUAGCUAUUUUUUCUUUUUUAAAGAAAUACUUUUAUUUUGUUUUAAUUCCUUGGUAUUCUGGCAAUACCUAAAUAAUUUUCAGUAACACAAGAUGCACUUGUUCUCAUUUGUGUUGAUAUUAUCUUUACCACCUCCCACAAAUCUGUGCUAAAAAUGUUACAUUUUUAUUUAGGAGGAUGUCUGCUUUGCCCGUAACAGACCUGCUGCAGACAACUUCAUUCUGUUUUAAAAAUUGUGGUCCUUAAUCCACAAAACUGGGGUUUGUUAUGGUGUCAUCUCUUCCAGCCAGAAUAAGAGGAGAAAAAUUUAUUUAUCUGCAUAACUGAGUCAAAUGUUCCUUUUUCUCUUUUUACUGCCUAAUCACUGAAGAGGGUGGUAUGCUGCAGUACUGUACAGUACAAACAAAUUAUCUUGCUUUUAUAGCAGACAGGACAAACUCUGCACUAGUACUUGAUUGAUAGAGACCAAAUUUUGAUUUUACAUCAAAAUGCUAGUUCUUUGAAAACAGCUUGAUUUGCUUAGGGACUCCAAGCAAUUUGGAUUAACUCUAAUAUGCAAACUCCUUUUCUGUGCAUUGUUUCUCCUUGACAGGCUAGGAUAUUUUAUUUAAUCAUCUGUAAUGAUUCUGUCCAGUGGACAUGUUCCCCAUUGCCACUUGUGUUGAGUAUUUAUUUUUUGAUACAUCAGAAUCAACCCCCAGUGAAAAAACCAGUCUCUGGACCCCAGAUAUUUCAUUUAACCUAUAAAAUGUUUUCUUUCCUUUCCUUUCUUUUUUUACAAAGUUAUUCUGAUGUUCCCCAUUCCUUUUUUAAAAAUGUGAUCCUUAUUCUAAUUGACUAGAACCGGGUAAUGUAACUAGGUGCUAAAGGAUGAUUCAGUUAUUGAACAUCCAGGGGGAGUGUCAUCUUCUGUUUCUUGAGUAACAGCCCUGUCCGUGUCUGCUCCCUUGCUGCAUCACAAAUGAUACCUUGCAGAAGCCAUUUAUGCUAUAGGGUGGUGGUAUCCUUUUUAGAGGGGAGGAAGCUAGAUGUACAGCAAGUCUCUGAAUAAUUAAAAAGAAACCUCUUCACACCUUGACCCAUUUGCUUAUUUUACAGGAUGGAUGAAAAAAAAUGUAAGCAUUUCUUUGUUCCACCAACAUAGGUAAAUUUUGUCCAGAGACUAAGCUUGCAGUCUUGUAUCUGGCUACUGGUUAAACCUGACUGAGGUCAGUGGGACCCAGUAGGAUCAACUAAGUUUAGAUCUGCAAAUUUCCAAGUGUGUUGUGUUACCUGCUCUCAAGUUGAAUCUGACAUAUAGUUACCCUUAUAGGGUUUUCAAGGUAUGUAAGAUAUUUAAGGAGCUCUUUUACCAUUGCCACCACACUCACCCAUUUCAGUGAUUUUCCAUGGCCAAGUGAGGAUUUGAACCGAGAUAAUUUUAUCCACUGCAUACUGGUUUUCAAAAUUUAAUUGUUGUGUGAUAUUUUGUGGCCCUAGCUGGCUGGUUGGUCAGUGAAUUAGAUAUUUGGCUACAGAGCCUCUGGUUGUGCGCUUGAUUCCCCACUGUGCCUUUUCGGAAAAUGGCCACCCUGUGUAGCCUCAGACAAGCUGCAGGGCACCCCCAAAAGAAGGGAAUGAAAAGCCACUUCUGAGUACUUUAUAUCUAGGAAACCCUGGAAAGGGUCACCAUAAGUCAGAAUCAACUUGACAACAAAUAAUUAUCAUAGUAGUGAGGCUACCAGGGUUAAAUUUGCAUUUCUGAAAGCAACUAUAAAAAGGUUGUUCUUCCUGACAUUUUACCAGUCUUUGAGGACAGAGUUCCUACUCCAGUCCUCUGAAGAUGCC
Pogona vitticeps (central bearded dragon) is the source of this 5895-nucleotide messenger RNA. The record is from RefSeq and is a predicted model, not a curated record. Lineage: Eukaryota; Metazoa; Chordata; Lepidosauria; Squamata; Agamidae.